AUGUUAGAUAGUACAUCUAAUCAUAAAAGUCCAUAAUUUUAGAAAUCUAUUAAAUCAAAAUAGGAACUAUAAAGUUUCUAUCAUUAUACAAAAAUUAUGAAAUUAAAAGAGUUAAAUGAAAAACCAAGUUAAUUGUCUAUUAAUCAUAAUUUAAGCUAACAUAAUUCUAUAGGAUUGCGAUAAAGCGAUCAUAUAAGCAAUUUUUAGUUUUUUAUAUAAUAGAAUUCUAAACAUAAUUAUAAGAGGUAAAUUAGAGAGUAAUAUUAAUAUCAUUCAUAAUCAGCAUUAACAAAAAAUUAGACUGAAAAAAUUAAUUGGUAGAAACAUAAAGAAAAUUAAAAAAGAAUAGAAUAAGCACUUAAUAAAUAUAAAUUCAAUCAUUCUUUAGAAAAUACUUAAUAAUCAAUAACUAGGAGAAGAAUUUAAAGGUUAUCUUCAGAAACUUCAACUUAAUCAAAAUUCUUUAUUGAAUCAAGGCCAAAUUCUAAAUAAGGAACACAUCUAUAAAAUUAAUAUUUAAUUAAUUCAAUCUAAAAAAAAUAGUCAAUUAAAGCUGCAAGUACUUAACAUCAAAGUUAAAUUGAUUAAUAUGAUUAUGAAAUUUCACCAAAAAAUUAAAAUUUUGAGGAUUUAGUUAAUAAAAUAUUGGAUAGAAAAUAAGAAUAAUAAUCAGAAAUUAAUGAAAAUUAAGAAUAAGAUCUAGAAGAAGAAGAUGAAAAAGAAUUAGAAGAAUAAAAACAAGAAAAAGAAAUUAUAAAUAAAAAAGAAAGAAGAUAUGAAGAAAUUGAAAAAUAAUUAGAUAAUAAUUUAAGAAGAUAAUUAUCAAAAAAUUUAGUUAAAUUAGAUAAUAUAAAAAAUGAAUAAGCAUAUAUUAUAAAUAAAUAAACUACUCAAAAACUACGAUAAACAAAAAAAAAGUUAAAAGCCUCUAUACAAUAAUAACUUAUAUUUUAAGGUGAUUAAUUAGAAACAGUUAUAUUAUCAUAGUAAAAGUAACAAUCAGAAGUUUAAGAUAUUCUUUUUGACUAAAAAACAAAUAAUGAAAGUCAAUAAAAUAAUAAUGAAGAUUUCUUAAUUAAAUUAAGAGAAGAACAAAAUUAAUAUAAAUAGAAUUAAAUGGUAUUAUAAAAAGAAGAUGAAAAAUAGUAAAUAGCAAAAUUAUUAGAAAUUUAAUAAAUUUAAGAGGAGAUCGAAAGAAAAAAAAAUAAAAAAGAAGAAUUUGUCUAUAUAUUCCAAGAAAAUAAUACAGAAGAAUAAUUUAUUAAAAAAUAAUAGUAAUUAAAUUUAGAUUCAAUUGAAUAGGAAAGAAAGAUGAGAGAAUAAUAACAAAGAGAGAAAGAAGAUUAAUAAAAUAGAAUUAAAUAAAUAGAAGAAGAGAAAUAGAAAGAAAUUGAAGAAAGUAAAAAAAAAGAAAUAGCUUAACUUAUUUAAAAAUAAAAAGAUGAAAUUGAAAAAUAAGUUUAGGAAGAAAUGGCUAAAUAAUCUCCUAAAUUAGAGAAGUAAAAAAGUGUUUUAAUAAUUCCUAAAUAGAUUAUAUAUGAAAGAAAAAGAACUUAAGAAGAAAUAGAAACUUCAAAUAGAUAAAUAAAAAGAGAAAUUGAAAGUAAGAUACAAAAAUAAAAAGAAGAAGAUGAAAAAGAAGAAUUAGAUUAAUUAGACUUCGUUGAAUAUAUGUUGAGAUCAUAAAAUGUUUAUGAUAUUAAAUAUGAUGUAAUUCUUGUUUAUUUAGAUAUAGAAAUUUAAACUAUACGAAGAUAAACUAAAGAAAGUGAAAGAGCCCCCAAAUUAUUUGGAGGAAGAUGAAUUGGAUAUUUAUAAUUUUCUAAGAAUUUGGAAAUAAGUGAAUAAAAAAGGAUUAAUUAAAAUUUCGAAAAUAUAAAUCAAAGGAAAUAAAGAUACUUGA
This is a messenger RNA of Paramecium sonneborni, 1903 nucleotides long. Lineage: Eukaryota; Ciliophora; Oligohymenophorea; Peniculida; Parameciidae. The record is from the annotation of a GenBank genome assembly.